AAAAUCUAAUUGUUAUCUCGUUUAACCUACAUUAAAUUCAAGUAGUACUAAAUCAGCCACAAUUUUUUUUUGAGACAAACUAAAUCAAAGCAGUAGAUAUCUGCGGCCCAAGGAAAAUUUUAAAUUUGGGCACUUCAAUCCUGGCAAUGUGUAUGUUGGAAUAAAAGCUGCAGAGCGAUGGAAAUCAUGUAGGGUAGUCAAAGGGCUUAAGUGAAAAUGUCCCCUUUGAAAAAUGCUGCUCCCACCCCGUGUCCCGACGAGGCGACGCCUUCGUGUUGAACGGCGACCAAAUCGCGUGCGUGCCGGGAAAAGUAUACGACAAAAGUGACAAGGCUGCCCUCGUGCUCCUUCUCCGUUUCUUCUUCCUUCGUCAGAUCCAGCGCCCCAUCCACGCUGCCGUUGGAGGUUUCUCCGGCUUGCCGUUGUGGGAGGGAGAAAGCAGAGCAUGGGGCUGCGGGGCGCAGAGUCGGCGGCGCCCAGCGGCGGCAUGCCCAGCCUGCCGGGAUUCUUCGGCCGGCAGAACAAGUACGUGCGCAUGGACGACGUCGCGCUCGGCCCCCCGCCGGAGCACGAGGAGGAAGGCGUCCGUGCCGGGCGGCGCCGGAGCAGCACGAGAUAUGUCUUCGCCUGCUCCGUCUUCGCCUCCCUCAACUCCGUGCUCCUCGGCUACGAUGUGGGAGUAAUGAGUGGGUGCAUUUUGUUCAUCCAGAGGGACCUCCACAUCACCGAGGUGCAGCAGGAGGUGCUCGUCGGCUGCCUCAGCUUCGUCUCCCUCCUCGGCAGCCUCGCCGGGGGCCGGACCGCCGACGCCCUCGGCCGCAAGCGCACCAUCGGCCUCGCCGCCGCCGUAUUCCAGGCCGGGGCCCUCGUCAUGACGCUCGCGCCGUCCUUCCGCGUGCUCAUGGCCGGCAGGCUGCUGGCCGGCAUCGGCAUCGGCUUCGGCGUCAUGAUCGCGCCCGUCUACAUCGCCGAGAUCUCCCCCGCCGCGUCCCGGGGCUCCUUCACCUCCUUCCCGGAGAUCUUCAUCAACCUCGGCAUCCUCCUCGGCUACAUCUCCAACUACGCCUUCUCGGGCCUGCCCGACCACCUCGGCUGGCGCGUCAUGCUCGCCGUCGGCAUAGUCCCGUCCGUGUCCAUCGUCUUCGCGCUCCUCGUCAUCCCGGAGUCGCCCAGGUGGCUGGUGGUGCAGGGCAGGGCCGCCGAGGCGCGUGAGGUGCUUCUCAGGGUCACCGACGGCGAGGAGGAGGCCGACGAGAGGCUCGCGGAGAUCGAGGCGGCCGCGGCCAGCGCGGCAAACUCCGGCGAGACGGUGUGGCGGGAGCUGUCGAGGCCCUCGCCGACGAUCCGCCGGAUGCUGGUCACCGGCCUGGGCAUCCAGUGCUUCCAGCAGAUCACCGGCAUCGACGCGCUGGUGUACUACAGCCCCACCAUCUUCCGGGACGCCGGGGUGACCACCGAGAGCCAGCUCCUCCUCGCCACGGUCGCCGUCGGGUUCUUCAAGACGGCGUUCAUCGCGCUGGCCAUCGUGCUCAUCGACCGCGUCGGCCGGAAGCCGCUGCUGUACGUGAGCACGGUCGGCAUGACCGUCUGCCUGGUCAUUCUGGCAUCGACGCUCUGGCUGCUCGCGCACGGGGCGGUGCCCAAGGCCCUCGGCGUGGCCGUCGCCGUCGUGGCGGUGUGCGGCGACGUGGCCUUCUUCUCGGUGGGGAUCGGGCCGGUGUGCUGGGUGACGAGCUCGGAGAUCUUCCCUCUGCGGCUGCGGUCGCAGGCGGCGGCGCUCGGCGCGGCGGUGAACCGGGUUACGAGCGGCACCGUGGCCAUGUCGUUCCUGUCCGUCUCCCGCGCCAUGACCGUCGCCGGCGCGUUCUCGGCGUUCGCGGCCAUCUCGGCGUUGUCGGUCGUGUUCGUGCACAGGUUCGUCCCGGAGACGAAAGGCAAGACGCUGGAAGAGAUCGAGCUGCUCUUCGGCGGCGGGGAAGGUGGCGAGGGAGUGACAGUGAGCCCCGGGGAGGUGGAGCUCGGUGACGCCGAGCACCUGGUGCGGAAGGGAUGAGAAGGUCCUUGUACUCUGAUGGAUCCGUUUGGAAUUGUCACUCCCGUCUGAAUGUUUAGUUUCAGAAUGUGCAUUUGAUUUAUUUAUUGGUCAUUUAGGAGAAAAAUUAUACACAGUUAACAGCCUUGCAGCUUGAAAUUCUUAGUUUCAGCUUGCAACACAGAGUAACAGUUAUGACAGAAAUGGGAGGCACUGAAAAUUGGGGAACUGAGCUGUGCUGCACUGCUAUUGCAUAUUUGCCAAUUUCCACAGGUACAAUUAAUACCUUGAUCACUCUUGAGUCUGAAAUAACUCCCAGCUCAGAAUGUAGAUUCCUGAGAUGAACAUUGCUGCCGAUGUGCUCCUAUGCUCACCCUUCAAACUUUGGUCCAGAUUUUUUUUUUGCCGCGGCACCCUGUGUGCAAUGUGUUUCAAGUUUUAUAGACACCCCCCCCCCCCACACACACACACCCCUAACAAAACACAUCAAACUGAUAUAUUGGUUGAGUGUCCUUAUCUGAGUUAGUUUCACUAUGUUAUUGGUUUCAUGCUGGACAAUUUCCAAUUGAAUAACAUAUGACAUAAGGAAUAAAUAAUAGUUUUGUUCUUAUGAACGGUUUUUGAACAAUGCCAGUCAGUUUGAUGUGUUUUUUUUUCUGUCGUUUGUAUGAACGGUUCACAACCUCUCAUUCUUCAAUAAAAUUAGCAGGAGCUAACAUGAUUGGUGUUGGUUUAUUUGGAAAUGUAGGUAAGCCUGAAUAUGUUUCGCAAAUACAGUGGUGCAGUUGACAUUUGGUUGUCAUCUUUUAUCUCCUCAAGUUCGAAGCAACUGAUGUAUUGUCUAGUUAACUGUAGCCCAUCCAGAACCUUUGAGGCAAUGGCUGCACACAGAAGUCAGUGGGUUUGGUUCAGAAGAUUGUUUGUUAGGCUCUCGAGUUACACAUACGUAAACAUGCUCCAGAAAAUUUAGCAUUUGUUAUUGAGAAGUACCAUCUUGUCGAUAUAGAUUGUAUUACAAAAGCUUCCUAUGAUCGAGGACAGCAGUUUACGGAUCAUAUCCUUUACUGCAUAGUGAGAGUUUAUUGUAGACAGUCCAUUGUGUUAGUGUAAUUAUACUGAUACUUUUAACUUCAAGUGAUAGUUCUUGCUAAAAGUCCAGUUCCAGUGUUUGUGGUAGUUGAUUGCGUGUUUUGAGAAGUAUCAAAAAGAUUGUAAACAUAUUUGAAACCAUCGACCCGAGGAACAGA
Triticum aestivum (bread wheat) is the source of this 3279-nucleotide messenger RNA. Its product is annotated as probable polyol transporter 4. The transcript is spliced from 3 exons. The record is from RefSeq and is a predicted model, not a curated record. NCBI's taxonomy places the organism in Eukaryota, Viridiplantae, Streptophyta, Magnoliopsida, Poales, Poaceae. Gene Ontology annotation, cellular component: membrane. Gene Ontology annotation, biological process: transmembrane transport. Gene Ontology annotation, molecular function: transmembrane transporter activity. The coding region runs from base 446 to 2053 and encodes 535 amino acids.